AUGCAGACGAAACAGUACGGCCGCUGGAGAGACGUCCAAAAAUCGUGCGUUGGAAUACAGAUGGCCUUGGCUACUUGCCCGUUUUCUUCUCUCUUUUCUGCUUGCGUUUUGUCGAAUUCGCGCUUGAACGCCUUCGAUACCGGUCAAGCGUUCGAAUUUUUGUAGUCAUGAACGUUGUGUUCAUUUCUUUUCACUUUUCACGUUUGCAUUCGCGAAGGUUUCAGCAUUUCUACUGCGUUGAUCUUGAUGCUUGUUCGUAAGGUAUGGUUGGAUUCACGGAAAAUAAUAGCAGUGGUCUGUCCAAGAAUGUUUCUUACCUCAGAAGUUGAGCUCCGCAGAAUGAUUUUCGCGAGGACUAUACUCAACCAGCUGGCGGGCGGAUCCAACGGUGACCUUCUCAUUACCUUUGCAAUUACCGGCCUUCGGCGCAUUGCGUCGCACGUCCAUCGAUUUUGCUCCGGUCGGCCUUCGCUGACCUGACCGUUUGCCCCCAAUUCCUUUCCUGAUUUAGGAAGAAAAUUCAAAAAUUGACUGCAAUCAUCUUCCGAAGUGAAGAAGAAUUUCCUCUCAAAUGUUUUGACUUCAAUUUUGAAUUUACUCAAAAUUCUUUUCAGGUCUCAUUUCGAAAGGGUAUACUUUUGUAGUUGGCUUUUCAGCUGUACCGUAGUUUUAGUUAUUUUUACGGAUGAUUUCAACUUAUUUUUUUUCAUUCCAGGUAAAAUUAUAUUUUUAUGAGGCUUUUUAACUUUCUGGUUCAACCUUUUUCAAAUGAAAUCUUGACUUCGACGUCAGAAAGAAUAAAAUUUUGGAUGAAAUUCCGCUGCUUUUUUCUAUCAGUUACGCUGGGUAGAAGAGUUUUGGGACUGGCACCAAGUCAUCAAAGGAGGAAUUAACCGUGGGGUCGGAAUCUCGACGGGAGGUCCACCUAUCUCCUCACAUAUCGCCUUUCCCAUGACGAGUGUCCAUAAGUGAGUGGAUCAUGCAAAUUCCAGCCCAUUUCUUCGCUCCUGACCCACUUCUUCCAAUCGAUUAGUUCGAUUGGGCUUUUCCUUUUUCUUCCUCUACUUCUGAAACUAAAGAGUUUCCUCCAAUGAUCGCUCCUGCGUUUUUUUUUUGCAAAGCUUUUCUGAUAAUAAGAAUGCUCUCUGAUUCCAAUGAGAAUUCUGACCAAAAGGCUUCCAUUAUCAAUAAGUAAGAUCAGUUGUUUUUCCCAAAUGGCCUUUCAAUCCCUGAGCCAUUGAAAACUCGAUUUUUGAACUGAAUUAGUCUGUUUUGGAAACCUUUUCGGCUUUUAUUCCAACAACAAUAGACCUGAUAAGGAAAAAAAAAACUUUGCGAGUCGGGUCUUCUUAAUUAAUACAUAAUCGCACAUGGCUUCCGUGUCUUAACUCCGACCAGGGGCUUCUUUAAUUUGCACUUCCAACUUUUUGUUCCUUUUUCGAUUUAUGUUGUCAAAAUUCAGUGUAGUUUUGAUAUGACGAGUUUUAUGGAGGAUUAACAUUUUCCUAAUAAAAAAUAACAGUGGCGGUUCUGAUUUUUGAAGGAAAAAGCAAUUAUAACAAGUUGAGAUGUUUCACCUGUACGCCAGAGCCGUUCCUCAACUUUUUCGAUGAAAUUGACGAAUCUGAGAAGUUCAGAAUGACGCUGGACGUGCGGACGCCGCAGAUGCCUCCGCCGCCGCCGAUGCGCGGAGCCAGCAAUCCGCCGACGGCCAAAGUCACGUUCAAAGGCGCCCAGACGUGGAAGGAGUCGAUCGGCAUGGCUCUGGCUGUCGUUUUGGGCCUCGUCGUCGUUGUGGGUUUUUCUUGGAACCUCCAGCCACCAAAGGAACCUUUAUGUAUUCCUCUAGUUCAUCUUGAAGAGGCCCUGAUAUCUCUUGAAGGAUCCCUGAAGGACAUAUGUGAUAUCUACCGAUAAGUUGAUCGAGGUUCCAUAAACGCGUUGAUCACAGUGACUUUUCUGAGCUUUUUUGUAACUUGUACAGAAAAAAGAAGAAGAAAUUCGUGGCGAAGAAAAGUACGCAAACUGAAGAAAGACAAAAAUGCGACGAGUUUUCUGUUUUAAAUUCUUGACAUUCUCCAACUUUUUCAAAAUAUCUGUGAGAGUGAGUCUCUGUUAAUGAGUGAAAAAAUCCCCUAGGGUUCGGUUCAUGUUUUUACCUGAAAGGAAAAUACCAAUUACAGAUAUCGAUACUCGUUCUGCUGAUAUACGUUUGGCGGGACAAACAGGUCUACGAAGAGCUCGUCGACUAUCUCGACAAAACGAUCAGCAUCUCCAAGAUCAACUACAACCCAAUGAUCGGUCUAUACCAACUGAGCGAGAAGGAGCUCGGAUCUCUCGGCGAGGAACGAAUGGUGAGAUUUUUUCAGAAAAUCAUCAACUUUCCGAAGGUUCUUGCAAAUUAUCAAGUAGAAUUCUUGAAAUUGAAUUUUCUGCAGAGCUCUGUUGUGGAUCAAACGAGUAUUAUUCCAGAUUUUCACGUUUGUCCGAGUGAAUCAGGCGAUUUAACUACGUGGCCUCUAAAAGCCGAAAAAUUCUAGUUUUUAUUUUUUCGUCCUACAAAAGAUUAGAAACAAAAACGAUACGAAACACGUGAAUGUGCAAAAAAUUAAAAUUUUCCGAAAACAAAGUGGAUUUUUUGGACGGGGAAGUAAUUGAUAUGAUUUUUUCUUCUCAAGUUUCCGAGUGAAUUACCAUACGGUAGGAAAUAUUCGAUAUGAUUCAGUACAAAAACCUCCUGCGGACGUAUCUUCUGACCGAUUUUGGAGUUUUGAUUUUCGUCGUUUUGGUCACGUUACUGUACUUUUCUUCGGACGUGGAGUCUGGAACGCCUCACGUCGUUUUCUGGGCAAGUUGAUGUUUUUUUUCCCAAAAGUUGAAAAAUGAGAUAUAGGCCCUCUGUGUACUUACCUUAGCUUGCGUGUUCCGAAGCAAAUUAUUCAUAUUGUGAUUUCUGAAAAGAUCAGCCUUUAAUGGCUUUAUUCAUGAAAAGACCUAAAGCCCAAGAAAAUGAUGCCGGCUUAUCUAAAACGCAUUAACAUUAUGUUGCCACUUCUUGCUUUCAAAUCCUCGGCACGUGUAGUUAAUCCAGAAGAUAUGUUGAAAAAACAACGGAACACCUGAUUUUUGCAACAUUUUUCUUUCAACUAAUCAAAGAAUAUUAUAAUGUUCCGGUUCCUUCUUUUAAAAGUUGUGAGAUCAAAGAAAGGGAGUAAAACUGUGCAAUGCUCCCGGAGACUUUCAAAUAACAUUUUACUAGUCUUGAAGUCGGUUUAAGUUGAACUUUAGAAGAGAAGAGAAUGGUUCAAGCCCGAGCUGUGCUCUGGGCCAGCCGGGCUGGCCAUAGUGUUGCACCGCGGUCGAGAAUUUGCCACUUUUCGAAUCUUCUUCUCUCGAAAGUUUCAUAGAAUGUGUAAAUGGGGAAGUGAGUGAUCCAAAAAUAUUUUAUUUAAAAAAAGUAAUCUGAAUUAUGAAAGGAGAGAUAAAAGUUCGCGAUUGCAACGAUUUUGGGCCGAUUCGGCCAUCAACCUCGGGCCAACGCAUAGCUCGGGUUCAAGUCUAUCAACAUUUCUACAGACUUCCAUAUCAAAUUCACCACGUUUGGACAAAAUUUCGAAUUUCUUUGAGCUUUUUUGCUUAUUUGAACACUCUUCUUUUUUAAUUUUUCUCAUGGCUCUUGAAUUCUUCAAAAUUGUCAAGGCGGAAGGAAGACUUACCCAACGCGAUUCAAAUGUUCGUUCUCUGAAGAAGUUAAUCUAGUCUGGAAUAUUAUUCAGCUGAAGGUUCCUUUCGAAAUUUUUAAGAAGCUUAACUCAAUAUAUGGGCUUCUUGUCGAGAAAAAUUCAAACUUCAUGGGAAAGUUAUUACUGGCUUCUCAAUAACCAAAACCAAUCUGCAUGCGAUUUUCUGGGAACUUUAAGAGUAAGAAUAUUCGGAGAUUUUCAGAAACUCGCUUUCAAAAAAGUACCCAGAAUAGUUUCUCAUUCACCCAGUUUAAAAAAAUCAAAAAUCAAAAAUAGAAUAUCUUUAUUUUUAGUUAAUAUCUUCAAACGUUAUACUUUCAAAUCUGUCGCUGAAUUCGAAUAAAUGGAAGUCAAAAAUGAAGCGAGUUAAAUUUCUUCAGCAAAUUUUUAUGGUAAUUCCUCUUUUUCUCGUUCAAAGUACAAGGGAACACGAUUGUUUUUAUUGAAGAGCCUUUCUUGCUGUUCGCAAACCUCGAGAUCGUUUUUUUUGUUUCCCAAAUCUCGACGACACAAGAUAUCCGAUUAGGAAUGUUAUUCCAUUCUUCAAACCAUAGCUUCAUAACAAGUUGAUUAUCCAAAAAAAGAUAAUUCGAGUGGAUUAGCAAAAUGUUUACAAAUCGUCUGGCUAACGAGCUCGAGGGUAUUGUAGGUUUUGUUGGCCAUUUCUUUCUGAAACAUUUUCUUGUAAUGCUUUUAAUCUGUCUGAAAAAUAAUGAUAAACAGGUUUUUUAUUUAAAAAGUAUCACAACAUGCGAAGAAAGAUUGAUGGAAAGCAGUGGCGACUUGACUUUGAAACAUUUAUUCAAGAACCAGAAAAAAGUGCGCUUUUUUGUCUAAUAGAAAGGCCGAUCAGCAUUUUGUAGAUCCCAUUCGUUGCUAGCUUGUGAUAAACCUGCACAGUUCGCACGGAAGUGUUUUUUCACAUCAUAAAUCUUCUACCUUAAAAAAGUUUUGUUUUUCAAAAAUUUCUAAGCGUUUGGUUAUUCAAUCCUGGGAAUAUCAGCUAUUGAUCAUGGGAACGCUCGAACGCAAAUUUCAGGUGGUGCUGUCUAUUGGAGUGCUGUACGCGGUGGUGCAAGUUCAUGUGUUCACCUUCGCGUUGUCGCCUUACUCGGCGAUGCUGCCGAACGCGACGGAGAAGCUGCUGAACCACGCGAUUCCGCACAACCCGGGCGGUCUGCAGCAGAUGGAGCAGCGUCUCGGCUGCACCUUCGACCACAACCUCUACGCCGCCAAUCGCCGUCGCAUGAAUCCUCAGGUAUUUUCCGCUUCAGCUCUUCCAACUUCUCGAAGAAUGUCAUUUUGGGUUGAAGUUUCCGUGUUUUUCCACAUUUUCUCCCUUUCGAAGGCCCCCGUACAGAUGCAUGCAUUCCCGGUUUGGAUUUUGAUUGUCAAUGUUUUUCCAUUUUCGCCUUAGGCAAACAUCUGUGGAGAGUGAGGGACUCUGAAACUUCAUCAUAUCUUCGAAACAGGAAUCUCUCAAAAAAUAGAGAUACCCUUUGACUUUUGAAGAAAAUAUUUCCAAAAUUCCCCCCAUCGUUUCAAAAUUUUUUCCAUCGUGCCAAAGAUUUAUUUUGAAUUGCCUUGUUUUGUUUUCACUCUCAGUUUUUUUCUGUAAGGUCUGUAAUCUUCAAUUUUCUUUUAUUUUUUGGGCGAAUUCUUGCUUUUCAUCUCCACCCGCACAACCCAUGUUUGAAAAAAAAACGAAAAGAAAUAACCUGUGAUUAGUUUAUAUUAUAUAUUUUACUGAUCGUUGGAAAAAAACAAUUAUGAAUUUUUUUAAACUUGAGUAUUUUUUUCGAAAGUUAUGAAGAAACGUUGGUUGCUGACCGAAACUUUCUUCCUGUUAGAGACCUGACUUCAUUAUUACCUACAAAUACGGUGGCUACAAUUUACCGCCAUUCUGUUUCUUGUAAAUGAACGAAAGAUUUGUUCAAAGCUCUUUCAGUGAAACAAUUUUAAUUUUAUCUAUAAAGGUAGUAAUCUUCUUACCUGAACAUUGGUGUUCCGUCGGAUAAAGUUUCAAACAGUGGAGUAAUAACUAGAGAUGUUUUUUCACGAAGAAAUAGCCAGCGCCGGAAAUCCAAUCAUACUACACAGCGGCCGAACGGGAAGUUUUGGAAGACCACCGUGAACUUUGAAAAAGUUGAAAUAUCAUUUCUUGUACGAUUUUGUUGUUUUCUCUAGUGGUGAUUGUUCUUCGAGGUGCGGGUGGAUUUAGCGUCGAAGCCUUACAUUUCGAGCAAACUUCGAAGAAUGAUCCUAUAUUCCAGAAAAUCCUAAUCCCCAGUCAAAUUAUAUUUCUAUAAAUAGCCAGCUGUGAAUACCAAUCCAGUUUCAAAAAGCAGAAAUUACUGAAAUGAUGACAUUGAAUAUGUUUCAACCCCUCAGAACACGUGCGAUCCCCAAAUCGAGUCGUCGUUCAUCCCUCGGACGGUGCUGUUUGGCCUGCUCGGCGUCCGUCUUCUGCCCGUCGUCUUUUUCUUCCUUCUGCUUCUGAAACGUUCGCCACUUAGUGAAGGGGUCGCCCAGGUCGUGGAGAAACUUCGGCGUCAGGAAAAGAAGCGGUCAGCUUUUCAGGACUUGGAAUUCCCAAAACAUCUUUUGCCAGUGGUGCUGUUCUAGCUGUUCAAAAGUUUCUACUCGGAAAUAAAUUCAAAAUUUUAUUUUAACGCCUUAUGAUUUUUUCGACCUCAGUUGAAUAAAGUUGGAAACCAAUUUCUCUUACGAAUCGCCUUGAUUGGAUUCUCGGAAACUGAGUGAAACUUGCAGACUUUACGUGAAGAAGCAGCAAGACGACGUAGGACCUAUCAAAUCCACGACUUUCGGCGUCACCAACACUCCCCCAAGGUGAUCCUUUCCAGCCGAAACCCAGUUUCUCGAAUUGUCAAUGCCUAAAUAUAAUUCUUGAACCAAUCAGGACUUUUUCUCAUUCAGAAUAACUUCGACUCCUCUCCCGCCGGUUCCUUCGCCGUCGCAACUCGACCACAGUAUAAGGUGGGCUUUCAGUUCUUCUGAUAAAUUCUCAAUAAUUUGCUGAGUUUUUAUCGAUGGACCUUUAGCUACAACAACGCCGCCUACUUUGCGACUUCCGGCGCCUACAAUUCGUCGAGGUCUAGCGAGAUUUCCAGAAUCGACGCCAGUGAACUUUUCAAGUGAGAAAAUUGAACUAAAUAUUGGAAAAUACAGAAAUUUUAUGAAUUUUUACUAAAAGAGUUUUUCCAGUUGAAUCAGUAUUAUUUUUAGGAAUCCGAUCAACCGGCAUGCUUCCGGCAGUCUACAGUCCGAAGUGUAG
This is a messenger RNA of Caenorhabditis auriculariae, 7038 nucleotides long. The record is from the annotation of a GenBank genome assembly. NCBI's taxonomy places the organism in Eukaryota, Metazoa, Nematoda, Chromadorea, Rhabditida, Rhabditidae.